AAAAAAAAAAAAAACACUCUGGAUGCCCCCUAUUGGGGCAAUUUUAUAUGAUAAUUUAUUUCCUGACGACAUCUCCAGCCAUGGUGGAUGCCCCCUAGUGGGUCAUUAUAAUUAUAAUAUUAAUUUAGGGAAAAUUAUUCCCCCACCAGAUGUUAUAUCUGUCGCCAGAUCCUGGCGGCACUAUCGUCCUGAUUUUUGUCAACCUUGUCAGAUCUAGCCAAUGUCUUUCCGUUAAUUCAAAGGACUCAUAAUCACACACAUAAGCAACUUCACACAAUGAGCCUGAAAUUAUCCAUGUCCAAGGAACCAGUAAAUCUCAAGUCAGGGAGAUUUCUCAAAUAUUUUCUUUAUUUAAAUAAUUGCCAAUCGCCUAAUAAAUAUCGUUACAUUUAAAAUGCAAAUAUUCAUAUAUAUAUUGAGCCAUAAAAAUUUUCCAAAAUCUAAUAAGUAUGAUAAUAAAACCCUCUGAGUCAGGGAAAUACUCCAUUCAUGUUAAUAAUUUGCCAAUUGCCAAGUAAACAAAUUCUCAUUUGAUUUAUUUUAAAUAAUUGGAAAAAGUUGCUAUAUAUGUACAUAUGCACGUUCUGAUUCCAUCGUUCCCAUGCAAGUAAAUGUUCGUACUUUAUUUUAUUCUGCCAUGUAUGAUCAGUCUCCGUGUGUUGAUGCGAGCGAACGCAACCAUUUUUUCCACGUGCUUUCUAUGUGUUAAAUUAAUGCCGAUUUAAGGCCAAAAUCGUUAAAAUUUAAUAUGAAAUAUUGGCCAACAGCCAAGGGCUGAUAAACUAAAAGAAAAAUUGAAUAUUUGUGCAAUUUCCCCAUUUACAAACAUACAUCUAAAGUGCAAUAUUUCCGUUUUCUUUUCUAGGGGAAAGAGAAGAAACCAUAAAACAUCGGCUGUGCAAUUUUAUUAUUUUAAUCUAUUUUAUUUUAUUUUAUUUUGUGUCAUAGUGCAAUUUUCGGGAUUUAAUUUUGCCAAUUAAAUCCCGCAAUACAUUUAUGUCACACAUACAUAUGCAUGCUAUUUAUUUCCCCAACUUAAAACGUGAUGGCCAGCUUAAGAGAGGAUAUAAAGAUUGGUGAGUUUAAGAACAAAACCUUUUUUACUCACACAUAUUGAUUUAACGCAUCGCAUCAAUGGGUUUUAAGGGAGGGAAUUUGAAACUCUGGGAAAUACAUACACAUAGAUCUACCCAAGUCACAAACCAUAAAGUAUUCACAUACUUGGGAUUUUGUUGCUAGCAUACACAUGUUGCUGCCAAAGUUAUGCACAUAUAUGUUGCUGCAACAAAACUAUUUCCCCUUCCCCCCCCUGCCCUAAUUGCACACACUAAAUAUUAUAAAUUGCACACUAUUUUACUAAUUGCACGCCAUUACCUAAUAUUGCACAAUUAUUAACACGCACUAAACGAAUCAUUUGAGUCUAAUAUUUUAUGAUAACAAAUGGGAAAUUAAUUCAACAUUAAAACACCUAUUAAUUAUUAACAUGCCCCGAAGCGAUUUUUAUUCUUUAUUUUCCUCAUUUUGUUAUCAUUUACUAAUUAAUAAAAUAUCUGACACAUUUUUUAUGAAUUUAUGACCCGACUCUUUUUUAUUUUAUGAACUAAUGAAUGAACUCUUGAAACAACUUUUCCCAGCUCUCGUCUUGGCAAACCCAAGCUGGUGAACUUGACCAAUAUUAUUUAGCCUUGGCCUGGCAAGCCUUGGCAAUUGAAUUUUGAUCCUGCAGAUUUUGAAUAUUAUUGAAGAAUCCUAAAUAUUUUCUUGAAUUCCAGAUGUCCCUGCUCUCGGCCUGGCAAGCCGAAGCAAACAAUUUUAUUUUGAUCCUUUUUUGUGGUUUUUCUAGAUUUUUCUUGUUUAGUAGUCUCUCUGCCUCUUGGUCUGGCAAACCAAAGCAGAUGAGCUGAUCUUGUGAAUGAUAAUGGAUGAAUUUGGCCAACGCUUGUGCUUGGCCAAAAUCUGAAUCUCAAUAUUUUUGCCUCGGUCUGGCAAACCAUAGCAAAUUUAUUUCUUUAUCCUUAAGAUUUUUCUAGAAUAACCCAGUGCAAUAAUUUUCUGUUUACGGCCUGGCAAACCUAAACAGCUGAUAGGAUCCUGCAAAGUACAACUUUUGAAUCUGGCCAAUAUUUAUUGGUCAAAUUUGGAAUUCUGAAUUUAUUUUUGUUUUUCUCCGGUCUGGCAAACCGAAAUAAUUUAUUUUAUUGUGUGAUGAUUUUCCUGCUUUCUGGUCUGGCAAACCAAAAGCAGUUGUGCGAAUUCUGCAGUAGUGAUAUUUACACUAAUUCCGAUCAACGAAAUGUCAAGUUUGAGUUCCAAGAAAAUCUGCCAACCCCUUUAUUCAGAUUGCAGUAUGAAACGAAUCCUGGAUAUCCUUGCCUAUGGACUGGCACUCCUAGGCAACAAGCCAGAUGCUGCAUUCUGUUAUUUCACGCAUUUGGCCAACUAGCUUGGCCAAAUUAGAAUUUUUGCCGCCGCCUGUCCCUGCCCUAGAUGGCCCAUUCUGGGCAAAACAAGAUGAAAGAAGGAAGUCCUGUUGACAGUCAAUCCUGCUGUCGCCCGCCAACGAGCCAGUCCCAGCCGCAAGUAGCGGCCAAGUCUGGCCAAAAAUCAUGGCCCAAUACAAAUGAAGGAUGUCCUCCUGGCAGUCAAUCCUGCUGUCGCCCGUCAACGAGCCAGUCCCAGCCGCAAGUAGCGGCCAAGUCUGGCCAAUAAUUAUGGCCCAAUGCAAAUGAAGGAUGUCCUGCUGACAGUCAAUCCUGGCCGUCAUCCGUCAAUGAGCCAGUCCCAGCCGCAAAUAUGCGGCCAAGUCUGGCCAAAAAUCUUGGCCCAAUGCAAAUGAAGGAUGUCCUCUUGGCAGUCAAUCCUGGCUGUCUCCCGUCAACGAGCCAGUCUUAGCUGCAAGUAGCGGCUAACUCUGGCCAUAAAUCAUGGCCCAAUGCAAAUGAAGGACGUCCUAUUGGCAGUCAAUCCUGGCUGUCUCCCGCAAGCAGCGGCCAAGUCCGGGCCAUAAUUUGGGCCCAAUGCAAAUGAAGGAUGUCCUGAGGGCGACCAAUCCUGGCCGCCCAUUACCAAUGAGCCCGACUCAGCCCCCAAUUGUGGCCAUGUCGGGCCAUCCAGGCGUCCUCCAUCCUCUGAUGUCUUGGCCUGGAGGGCAUCCACCGAUCAGGAUGCUGAAGAUGUUUUGCACUCGCCCUGGAUUGGAGAUGACCCCCCCCCUGCCUGGAUGAGGAUGGCCUAUUUGAAGGGCCCAACGCUGGACAUCCUUCUCAAUGGACUUUAGAUAAUUAUUCUCAUCUUGUUUGUCUCGCUAAAAGUCCUCCUCCAAAUUCUUAUCUUGACCAAUCUUUGUUUAAUAUUUGUGUUCUCAUCUCGUAAGAAUCACACUGUUUUGUGAUUCUUUUAAUGUUAGACUUGACUCAAAUUUUUCUGUUUUUUAUUAUUUUUGUUAAUUUAUGUUGUUUUUAGUUUCUUGUUUUUCAUUAUAAGAUUCAUGUAAAUCAACUUGACAAUAAUAAUUAACGUAGUUCUUGUUAGGCUAAUGUCCUUGUCGGCCUGCUACAGCGGCAGCCACGGUGCAAAAAUGUUGCUCAACAGAGUAAUGGGACACCGUGGUCUGCCGCGCCAGCUGGCCGCCUUGGACCCAAUUUGGAGGAGGUAGGGCAAUAGGGACAACUAAAUAUUAGGCUAAUGAAGGGCACUUCUCUGCUGUCCUGCCAUUGCGGAACGUACGCUAAGGAGUGUGCAGCUAAUUGUGUUGUGACGUUUCGCAAUGGCAGGACCACUAGUUUAAUGAAUUUGCUAGAAAUGUAUUGCCCCGCUUUUAACGUCUUCUUAGUGUUGUGACUCUAUUUUUUUUUUGCCCAUGUUAAAUUUUUUUUUUAUAGAGCACAAAAUGGACAAGCGGUGGCGCCAAUUUACGAAGUGGAGAAGUGUCCUGUCUAGAUGCAUUAGUUAAGUUAUGAUAAGUAUGCACUUGACAAAUCCAUGUUUCCAUGUUUCCGUACCCUCAGGCCCGGUUGCUGCGUAGAUAUAUACGGGCUGGUUAACCCAUCUGUGAGUGAGUGUUCCUGGCAGUUGCUCAAAAAAGACGACCUUAGGGAUAAUGUUUAUAUUUAAAUUGUUGAGUUUCUUGAUUUUCCACUUUUUAUUUUGUCCAAAUUGUCCGUUUCACAUUCUUGACAAGGAAAAUCCAUCCCCAUUCAUAACUAUUCAUCCCUCUGACCAACCCCAAUUUUGCUCAGUGUAGCGCUUUUCUGACCAAUCUUGGUCCUCUUUACUCUCCCUCUUCAAGAGAGAGUCUCACCAACACAGUCGUGUUGUGUAGUUGGUCGAGUGCGGACGUGCCUUGCGCCCCACUCUCAGUCACAGUCUCAGUCAGAUCGUCGUGUUGUGUAGUUGGUCGAGUGCGGACGUGCCUUGCGCCCCACUCUCAGUCUCAGUCAGGCAGUCAGAUCGUCGUGUUGAUCAGUUGGUCGAGUGCGGACGUGCCUGCGCCCACUCUCAGUGUCAGCCCCAGUGUCAGUGUCAGUUUCAGUCCCAGUGUCAGUUGGCCGGUCGAGGGCUAACGUGCCCACGCCCCCGCCCAGUCCCGGCCGGAGCAGCCGCCAGGAGCGCAAGAUCACUAGCCUCCAGAGCCUGAUUUUCCGCCCGUGCUAGAGCCGCACACGCGCGCAGCAGCCGCGCCGAGGAGCCAGCCAGUAGGCCAGCAGGCCAGCGAGCCGUAAGCUAGCAAGUACCGCCACAGCCAAUUGUACAAGCAGCCGUAAGAACAAUCACAUACACAUACAUAUAUAUUUGGCGCCAAUUAUUGCGCACCUGUGUGUGUGCCUCAUAACCGUUUAUUCUGCAGCAACGGCAUCAUCACCAAUUUUGGCGGCCAAGUACAGCCACGGCAAAGCAUAUUGCACAAAAUUAGUCAAUUUUUGGCAAUUUUGGCGCAAUUGGAAGCGUCGCACAAAAGGAGGAGCAGGAGAACCGCUAUUCUAUUGGGCAUUUAAACGGCAGCCUAUCUGGAGAGAGGACCCAUCCCAGAGCAAAGAAAGGCGGAGCGAAGAAAACGAAAGAUGGCAAAGAGAGGCUUAAAUAAGGUUUGAACUCCAACAACAACAACAACAAUAGCAUCAACCUAGAUGACAUUUCUCCAACUGUUAGUGCUAGUUUGGAUAGCCAGGAUGCUCCUCAUUUGGAGCCAGCCAGUAUUGAGUGGGCGCGUAUUCAGGCUCUGGUCCAUUCUCCACCUUGGGUCACCAUCAACAACAACAGCAACAGGAAGCCGAGCGCGAUGAAGAAGAAGAAGGACUCACUUGGCAAUCCUAAGCCAUUUGUCCUUCUUAAGGAUGGCGACUUUCCUCCGCUUCCCCCCCCAAUGAAGACUCCGCUAUUUAAAAGUAAUUUUGCGCAGCAACUUUGUAGGGAAAAGGUGAUGAACAGCAAUAGCAACCAAAACAAUAAUAGUAUUGGCAACAGUAACGGCAACAACAACAACCAUGCCAAUGGUAGCAGCGCUACGAGGAAUAAUAACAAUUCAGCAAAGUUAGGUGCCGGUACUCCUAGGGUUAGAUGGAAAGAGGCUCCGUCUAACAGUAACUCCAAAUCGACGCCAUCUUUCAGAGCCAAAACUACACCCAUGCCAAUUCCUAGGAGAACUUUCUCUAGGUCCUCUUCCACUUCUGCCAGUGUCUCUAGCCAGUUGACUCAGUGUCAUCGGUGUCAAGCUUUCGGCCACUUCAAGAAUGACUGCAGACGCAAAUUCGUCUGCAUGAAGUGUGCUGGCCUCCAUCCUACAGUUGCCUGUCGAAAGCACAGGAAUACGCCCCCUAAAUGCUGUAACUGUGGCGGUCAGCAUAUCAGUGCGUAUAAAGGUUGCCCCUUUUAUUCCAAUUUGAAACGCAAAGCGCUAGGGUAUUCCAAUGAUAGGCAGUUGAAGGCCAGUCACCAACAAUCUAGAAGACACUCUGACAGAAACAAUCUUGCCAAUUUGCAGCUGAAAAGUCGCCAAUACCCAGUUCAUCAGCAGAGUCACAACCAACAACAGAGACAGAAUGCCAAUUAUUGGCAGCUAUUGCAAGACAACACCCCAUCAAUUAGCAAUAGAAGAUCGUGGAAUACUGAAUCUAGGCCAAGGAAGAAUCUUAACUACCGACAGAAUUACAGACAGGACCGAAGGAUCACCAAUAGGAGAACCACUAGGCAACAGUCCGCCCCUAGUUAUCCCAUUUCCAGGUCAGCCAAUAAGAAUCCUGCUGAGGCUCACUUGGCUCGAUUCCAGGCAAAACUCCUUGCAGAGCGCGCUAGGGAAUCAGGUGAACCUAAUGCUAGUGAUAAACCUCUACACCUAGCUCUACAACCUGUUAAUGAGGCCAAUGCAACAAGUGCUAUGAACAUCAAUACUAGGGGGCCUCAACACAAAGCUUCUUCUAUCGCCAACAGUAAUUGCUGCCACUUACAGCACCUAACGCAGUCCCUUGACGAGCUUAAGGCGCAACAGGACAAGACUCAUGAAAGGCUGGACAAAUUUGAGCGUCUUUUUAACAAACUCUUUAAAUCACUUAAGAAAAUUUCGGCCACGCUAGAUUUAACAGGAUUGUCCCUCAAUUUGCACCUGGAAAGCGACCAAAGCGAUCAUUCCCUGCCUGGUGAUCUCUUCGAUACCACCGUUGGAGAAUCUUACAUGGAGAUCAGCCUGGCCAAUGACUCCAGGAGCGCCUGAGCCAGGAUAAUAUGCGCCAGCCCCACCCGACUAGGCAGCAGACCAUCAUGGGUCUUUGGAUUGGGCUCGGAUUGCCGGUGGUGUUUUUGCUUUGCAGCUGAUUGUUACUAUAGUCCCAGGAAACACCGAUUUCAAAUUAACUACUGCCUUGCCACUCAGCUGCCGUCAUGAUUCUGUCCUCCAGUGGGGCCACUUUUCCUUCACCUGCAGGAAGUUGCCCAGUAGUAGGAAUUGCCAAUUGCAGAAUUUUAGCUACGCCCUCCUAGCGCCACCUAUGGGCGUACGUUUCGACCUCUUGUGAAAAAACCUCACCUGAGGGUCGAAAUUUUUAAGGAGCACUGCCAUUAAGUCUGGAUGUCAUCCAACACCAGCAGGAUGAUGCUGUGGACCAGAAAAUGCCAAUUGUUGAAUUCUUGCCACGCCCCCUUAGCGCCACCAUGGGCGUAUGUAUUGGGCACAUAUGAAAAAUCUCAUGUGUUGCCCACUACUUCUUGGGUAUGGCAAAAAUUUUAUGGAACGCUGUUUUCCACCUCGGAUGCUAUUCAACACCUUCAGGAGGACCUUAAGGACUAGCCAACACCAAUUAUGGAAUUUUUGCCACGCCCCCUUAGCGCCACCAUGGGCGUAUGUAUUGGGCACAUAUGAAAAAUCUCAUGUGUCGCCCACUACUUCUUGGGUAUGGCAAAAAUUUUAUGGAGCGCUGUUUUCCACCUCGGAUGCUAUUCAACACCUUCAGGAGGUCCCUUAGGACCAGGAUACACCAACUCCGGAAUUUUUGCCACGCCCCCUGAACGCCACCAUGGGCGUAUGUUUUGACCUCUUGUGAAAAAAUUUCACCUGAGGGUCGAAAUUUUGAAGGAGCACUGCCAUUCAAUUUAGAUGUCAUCCAAUACCAGCAGGAUGAUGCUUAGGACUGGAUUGGAUCAUUUGCAGAAUUUUAGCCACGCCCUCCUAGCGCCACCAUGGGCGCUUGUAUUGGUCACAUAUGAAAAAUCUCAUGUGUUGCCCACUACUUCUUGGGUAUGGCAAAAAUUUUAUGGAACGCUGUUUUCCACCUCGGAUGCUAUUCAACACCUUCAGGAGGUCCCUAAGGACCAGGAUACACCCACUGCUGAAUUUUUGCCACGCCCCCUUAGCGCCACCAUGGGCGUAUGUUUUGACCUCUUGUGAAAAAAUUUCACCUGAGGGUCGAAAUUUUGAAGGAGCACUGCCAUUCAAUUUAGAUGUCAUCCAAUACCAGCAGGAUGAUGCUUAGGACUGGAUUGGAUCAUUUGCAGAAUUUUAGCCACGCCCUCCUAGCGCCACCAUGGGCGCUUGUAUUGGUCACAUAUGAAAAAUCUCAUAUGUUGACCACUACUUCUUGGGUAUGGUUAAAAUUUUAUGGCGCGCUGUUUUCCACCUCGGAUGCUAUUCAACACCUUCAGGAGGUCCCUAAGGACCAGGAUACACCCACUGCUGAAUUUUUGCCACGCCCCCUUAGCGCCACCAUGGGCGUAUGUUUUGACCUCUUGUGAAAAAAUUUCACCUGAGGGUCGAAAUUUUGAAGGAGCACUGCCAUUCAAUUUAGAUGUCAUCCAAUACCAGCAGGAUGAUGCUUAGGACUGGAUUGGAUCAUUUGCAGAAUUUUAGCCACGCCCUCCUAGCGCCACCAUGGGCGCUUGUAUUGGUCACAUAUGAAAAAUCUCAUGUGUUGACCACUACUUCUUGGGUAUGGUUAAAAUUUUAUGGCGCGCUGUUUUCCACCUCGGAUGCUAUUCAACACCUUCAGGAGGUCCCUAAGGACCAGGAUACACCCACUGCUGAAUUUUUGCCACGCCCCCUUAGCGCCAUCAUGGGCGCAUGUUUUGACCUCUUGUGAAAAAAGUUCACCUGAGGGUCGAAAUUUUGAAGGAGCACUGCCACUCAAUUUAGAUGUCAUCCAAUACCAGCAUGAUGAUGCUUAGGACUGGAUUGGACCAUUUACAGAAUUUUAGCCACGCCCUCCUAGUGCCACCACGGGCGUUUGUAAUGGCCACACGUGAAAAUUCACACUUGAUGGUCAUUUCCACUGGGUAUGGCUGGAAUGUUACGGGGCUCUAUCAUGCGUCCAGGAUGACUACCAUCGCCUGCAGGAUGAAGCUAAGGACUGGUAAACAUCAACUCCUGAAUUUUAGCCACGCCCCCUUAGCGCCACCAUGGGCGUAUGUUUCGACCUCUUGUGAAAAA
This is a messenger RNA of Drosophila ananassae, 8911 nucleotides long. RefSeq lists its product as uncharacterized. The coding region runs from base 5279 to 6706 and encodes 475 amino acids. The transcript is spliced from 2 exons. The record is from RefSeq and is a predicted model, not a curated record. Lineage: Eukaryota; Metazoa; Arthropoda; Insecta; Diptera; Drosophilidae.